This is a messenger RNA of Myotis davidii, 1719 nucleotides long. It is a transcript of the gene NDOR1, whose product is annotated as NADPH dependent diflavin oxidoreductase 1. The transcript has 12 exons. The record is from RefSeq and is a predicted model, not a curated record. Gene Ontology annotation, molecular function: FMN binding; oxidoreductase activity; flavin adenine dinucleotide binding. Lineage: Eukaryota; Metazoa; Chordata; Mammalia; Chiroptera; Vespertilionidae. Gene Ontology annotation, cellular component: cytosol. The annotation marks the transcript as partial.
UGUCUUUUUGUUGAGGUGAAUCUGAUUAACGAGCCCCUGGUGAUAUUUGUUUGUGCAACUACAGGCCAAGGAGACCCCCCUGACAACAUGAAGAGCUUCUGGAGGUUCCUGUUCCGGAAGAGCCUGCCGCCCACCGCCCUCUGCCAGGUGGACUUCGCCGUCGUGGGCCUCGGCGACUCCUCCUCUGCCAAGUUCAACUUUGUGGCCAAGAAGCUGCACCGGCGGCUGCUGCAGCUGGGGGGCGCCGCCCUGCUGCCUGUCUGCCUGGGCGAUGACCAGCACGAGCUGGGGCCCGAUGGCGCCAUCGACCCCUGGCUGCACUCGCUGUGGGAGAAGGUGCUGGGGCUGUACCCCGUACCCCCUGACCUCGGCAUGAUCCCCCCUGGAGUCCCCCAGGCAGACCCCCCGAGCCCCCCUUCAGAGCAGCGGCCCUUCCUGGCGCGCAUGGUCGCCAACCAGCGGGUCACCGGCCCCUCCCACUUCCAGGACGUGCGUCUCAUUGAGUUCGACGUCGCGGACUCAGGCAUCAGCUUUGUGGCGGGGGACUUCUACUGGGAGGCCGAGUGGACGGAGCUGGAGAAGAGGGGCUGCCUGACCCUGGUCACAGCCUUCUCCCGGGAGCAGGAGCAGAAGGUGUACGUGCAGUUCGGCUGCCGCUGGCGGGACCAGGACUUCUACUGGGAGGCCGAGUGGACGGAGCUGGAGAAGAGGGGCUGCCUGACCCUGGUCACAGCCUUCUCCCGGGAGCAGGAGCAGAAGGUGUACGUGCAGCACCGGCUCCGGGAGCAAGGGCCGCUGGUGUGGGAGCUGCUGGGCCGCCAGGGUGCCACCAUCCCGCCCCCACCAACCUGUCCCCUACCCCGCCUCCCCCAGGCUCACCCCGCGAGGUUGCAGGUGCUCGUGGCCGUGGUGCAGUAUCAGACGCGCCUCAAGGAGCCCCGGCGGGGCCUCUGCUCCUCUUGGCUGGCGUCUCUGGACCCUGGGCAAGGCCCUGUCCGGGUGCCCCUGUGGGUGAGGCCUGGGGGCCUGAGCUUCCCCCAAGUCCCAGACACGCCUGUGAUCAUGGUGGGGCCUGGCACCGGCGUGGCCCCCUUCCGAGCAGCCGUUCAGGAGCGAGUGGCCCAGGGCCAGACCGGUGAGUGGACAGGGUCCCGAUCGGCCUGUCUCCCCAGCAACGCCAAGGACAUGCCCGCAGACGUGUCGGAAGCCCUGGAGUCUGUCUUCCGGGAGGAGGGGGGGCUCUCGGGCCCUGAGGCCGCCGCCUACCUGGCCCAACUGCAGCGGACCCAGCGCUUUCAGACCGAGACGUGGGCCUGAGGGGCUGUCGGCCGGCCGGUCCCUCGGGUUGGCCCAGCCUGACCCCGGGUGGGCGACGGCCAGCUCCCCUGUGCGGCCGCACGCGUCGGGGCCUACACUCCGCGGCCGCGUCCCUGGCUCCGGCUGGCCUUUCCCACUGGCCCCCAGUUAGGUCCUGCUCAGGGGGUGACCCAGGAAGGCACCCCAGCCUGAUGGGCGUCAGGGAGCCCCCCCAGACGCCAGAUUCCAAACGGCACAGGAAUCUGGGGGUGCAGGGUCCCCGGGAGGGCUGAGUUCCCCCGCUCUGCCCUGGGUCGCACCCCAGCCCUCAGGUUCCCGGGCCUGUGGGACGAGUCACCGUCCUUGCCUGGUUCCAGGAGGACUCAGCAAUAAACAUCAGGCCCAGGUGCUGCUUCUGACCUG